AUGUGUAAUGGUUUUAUACGUAAAAACAAGUGGGCAAUACCUGGACUUGAUUUACCAGGUUUUCCUGUAAAAGUAUCAGAUUAUCUAAGCUGCCUUGCAAUAUGCGAAAAUACUCAAGAAUGUAUUGCCUUUGAUUACAUUCUAUCGAUGAAGAACUGCCAUCCGAAAAUAGGCAUGGGAGCUGGUGGAUACCCAAAUAAUGAUAUUGUCACAGGCUACAAUCCACAACUUGAUAUUCUGUCAGGUCCAACACGUGGAGGUGAUGGAGGAGGCCCAUUUACUGAUUUAGAUGCAAUUAACACAUCGUGCAUAUCUAUCCCUAAAUCAAUAAAUGUAAGAUGCGGAAGCUCUGUGGAUUCCAUUCAAAUUACUUAUCAAACAGCUGAUGCAAUAUCUUCUCCAGCGCCGAAGAGGGGUGGCGAUGGCGGGGUAUAUUACAGCUUCGAAUUGGGUCCUGAUGAAAGAAUAGUGAAGGUUACAGGUAGUACUGGAUAUUUGGUUGAUGGUUUACAGUUCACUACUAAUAAAGGAAAAACAAGUCCAUAUUGUGGCGGUACUGGUGCCUCAAACUUUACUGAGCAGUAUCCAGGCUAUGUUUUAUGGUAUAUAAGUGGUCGAUAUGGGUCGCUGGUUGAUCAAAUCCAGUUCCACUGGGUUCGUGAACCCACAAAACAAUGUAUACGGUAG
Rotaria sp. Silwood1 is the source of this 687-nucleotide messenger RNA. The record is from the annotation of a GenBank genome assembly. Lineage: Eukaryota; Metazoa; Rotifera; Eurotatoria; Philodinida; Philodinidae.